Podarcis raffonei (Aeolian wall lizard) is the source of this 4726-nucleotide messenger RNA. RefSeq names its product zinc finger protein 850-like. Bases 587 to 3187 code for a protein of 866 amino acids. The transcript is spliced from 5 exons. Gene Ontology annotation, molecular function: RNA polymerase II cis-regulatory region sequence-specific DNA binding; DNA-binding transcription factor activity, RNA polymerase II-specific. The record is from RefSeq and is a predicted model, not a curated record. Lineage: Eukaryota; Metazoa; Chordata; Lepidosauria; Squamata; Lacertidae. Gene Ontology annotation, biological process: regulation of transcription by RNA polymerase II.
AAACCUUCCCUCCCCUCCCGGCACAUCCUUCUCUCAUCCCGCCCACACAAUCCCAAAUCACACCUCCAAUACAUUGCUCCUCCUCCUCCUCCUCCAAUCCGGUUUCUGCUCCAGAAAGGUGGGGCGGGGGCCCCCCUCCCAACCUUUCUGCUUCUCCCGGAAGUGGAGCUUCGACUCCGGAUUGCUGCUCUGCCCCGUAGCUCGGGGGGGGGCGCUUUCGGAAAGGGGAGGGAGGAGGCAGGGGACCGCCCCCCCCCGUGGAUGUUGCAGGAAAGGAGAAUCGGGAGCGAGGAGAAAGAGUCAAAGGACCCAUUUUCAUGAUAGACAGUGCCUGGGGCUGGAGGCUCUACACAUAGGGUGUGCCUGUGGAGGCCAAAGACUGCCAGUAUUAGCACAGCCCAAACAGGAUUUCCUUUCUGCCCACUCUGAAAAAGGGGAUGGAGAAGACAGAAUUGCAGGGGACAAGGCACCUUUUGUUUCAUUAGGAAUAGCCAUUAAAAUGUGUGAAAUGUGGAAUAUGCUUCACUGAACGAGCACACAUAGUUCACAUCAACAAACACAAAAAGGAAAGAACCCACUUAAAGGUAUGGAGCGUGGAAACAGCUUCUGUUUCAAUGCAAAACUUAGAACACACCAGCUGACUCACACAGGGGAAAAACUAUAUUUAUGUAUGGAGUGUGGAAAGAGCUUUAAUGAUAGUGGAAGCCUUAGACAACAUCAGCGGACUCACACAGGGGAGAAACCAUUUCAAUGCAUAGAGUGUGGAAAGAGAUUCAGUCAGAGUGCACACCUUAGACAACAUCAACGGACUCACACAGGGGAGAAACCAUUUCAAUGUAUGGAGUGUGAAAUGAGUUUUAAUGAUAGUGGAAGCCUUAGACAACAUCAGCGGACUCACACAGGGGAGAAACCAUUUCAAUGCAUAGAGUGUGGAAAGAGAUUCAGUCAGAGUGGACACCUUAGACAACAUCAACCGACUCACACAGGGGAGAAACCAUUUCAGUGUAUGGAGUGUGAAAAGAGAUUUAGUGAUACUGGAAGCCUUAGAAGACAUCAAAAGACUCACACAGGGGAGAAACCAUUUCAAUGUAUGGAGUGUGAAAUGAGUUUUAAUGAUAGUGGAAGCCUUAGACAACAUCAACGGACUCAUACAGGUGAGAAACCAUUUCAAUGUAUGGAUUGUGGAAAGAGAUUCCAUCAGAGUGGACACCUUAGACAACAUCAACGGACUCACACAGGGGAGAAACCAUUUCAAUGCAUGGAGUGUGGAAAUAGCUUCAGUCAGAGUGGACACCUUAGACAACAUCAACGGACUCACACAGGUGAGAAACCGUUUCAGUGUACGGAGUGUGAAAAGAGUUUUAGUGGUAGUGGAAGCCUUAGAAGACAUCAACGGACUCACACAGGGGUGAAACCAUAUAAUUGUAUGGAAUGUGGAAAAAGCUUCAGUCAGAAUGCAGACCUUAAAAUACAUCAACGGACUCACACAGGGGAGAAACCAUAUAAAUGCAUGGAGUGUGGAAAGAGCUUCAGUCAGAGUCGAGACCGUAAAUAUCAUCAACGGAUUCACACAGGGGAGAAACCAUAUGAAUGUAUGGAGUGUGGAAAGAGCUUCAGUCAGAAUGCAGACCUUAAAUAUCAUCAACGGACUCACACAGGGGAGAAACCAUAUAAAUGUAUAGAGUGCGGAAUGAGCUUUAGUGAUAAUGGAAGCCUUAGAAGACAUCAACGGACUCACACAGGGGAGAAACCUUAUAAAUGUAUAGAGUGUGGAAAGAGCUUCAGUGAUAAUGGAAAACUUAGGACACAUCAACGGACUCACACAGGGAAGAAACCAUAUGAAUGUAUGGAGUGUGGAAAGAGCUUCAGUCAGAAUGCAGACCUUAAAUAUCAUCAACGGACUCACACAGGGGAGAAACCAUAUAAAUGUAUAGAGUGCGGAAUGAGCUUCAGUUAUAGUGGAAGCCUUAGAAGACAUCAACGGACUCACACAGGGGAGAAACCAUUUAAAUACAUGGAGUGUGGAAAGAGCUUCAGUCAGAGUGCACACCUUAGAAAUCAUCAACGGAUUCACACAGGGGAGAAACCAUAUGAAUGUAUGGAGGAGUGUGGAAAGAGAUUCAGUCAGAGUGGACACCUUAGACGACAUCAACGGACUCACACAGGGGAGAAACCAUAUAAAUGCAUGGAGUGUGGAAAGAGCUUCAGUCAGAGUCGAGACCUUAAAUAUCAUCAACAGAUUCACACAGGGGAGAAACCAUAUGCAUGUAUGGAGUGUGGAAAGAGCUUCAGUCAGAGUGGAGAGGUUAGAUCACAUCAACGGACUCACACAGGGGAGAAACCAUAUAAAUGUAUAGAGUGCGGAAUGAGCUUCAGUCAUAAUGGAAGCCUUAGAAGACAUCAACGGACUCACACAGGGGAGAAACCAUAUAAAUGUAUAGAGUGCGGAAUGAGCUUUAGUGAUAAUGGAAGCCUUAGAAGACAUCAACGGACUCACACAGGGGAGAAACCAUAUAAAUGUAUAGAGUGUGGAAAAAGCUUCAGUUAUAGUGGAAGCCUUAGAAGACAUCAACGGACUCACACAGGGGAGAAACCAUUUAAAUGCAUGGAGUGUGGAAAGAGCUUCAGUCAUAGUGGACACCUUAGAUAUCAUCAACGGACUCACACAGGGGAGAAACCAUUUAAAUGCAUGGAGUGUGGAAAGAGCUUCAGUCAGAGUCGAGACCUUAGAUAUCAUCAACGGACUCACACAGGGGAGAAACCAUUUAAAUGCAUGGAGUGUGGAAAGAGCUUCAGUCGGAGUGCACACCUUAGAAAUCAUCAACGGAUUCACACAGGGGAGAAACCAUAUGAAUGUAUGGAGUGUGGAAAGAGCUUCAGUCAGAGUGGAGCCCUUAGAUCACAUCAACGGACUCACACAGGGGAGAAACCAUAUGAAUGUAUGGAGUGUGGAAAGAGCUUCAGUCGGAGUGCACACCUGAGAAGACAUCAACAGAUUCACAUCGGUAAGAAACUAUUUAAAUGUAUCGAGUGUGGAAAGUGCUUCAGUCAGAGUGGAGCCCUUAGAACACAUCAACGGACUCACACAGGAGAGAAACCAUUUCAAUGUAUGGAUUGUGGAAAGAGCUUCAGUCAUAGUGGAAAUCUUAGAAAACAUCAGCAGACACACAGGGGAGAAAGUAUUUAAAGGUAUAGACUGUGGAAGGAGCUUCAGUCAGAGCGGAAGCCUUGAUUUUUGUCAACAAACUCACACAAAAGACAAACCAUAUAAAUAUCAAGAAAGUAGAUAGAGGUUCACUCUUAGUGGAAGUUCAGAAUCAACAGACUUAUGGACAGGAAAAACUUUAAGAGUUGAAAUCUUUCAAACCAUCAACAAACUCUGAGAGGAGAAGCAGUUUAAAUGAAAAGAUUGCAAAAAGUGCUUUAUUUAUAAUAGAGUGAUCAAGGAACAUCCCAGGACUCUCACAUGGGAGAACCCAUUUAGAUGUAUGGAGUGUGGGACGUCUUCCUCUCAGAGUCCACUCUGAGCAAUGAACUCAGCAGGAAAUCAUUCCUAAAAGCAUGAGGGAAAAGAGUCCCUUUCCAUUGGACGCCUGGCAGCCCAGUGCCAAAUCCGGCUGCUCCAUAGAGAACGGAAAGGAGCUGUAAACGCCCUUGCGCUCUUACGCGCACCAGUCACUUCCUUCCGGAUCCUGGUGCUGCCGGUGCAGCUGCAUUUAGGAGAAAAAGAGAAAUUGGAAACCAAGCCCAAGUCCCUUGCUAUCCAAAGUGGCCACUUGGACCAGCCUUGGGGCGUCUUCCUUGGGCAAAAGGAAAUGUUUCAGAUCUCAGGUUCCCCGACAGGGAAUGAGAGCUUUGAUUGGCGUUCUCCCCUUGCAGUUCAUUGCCUCUCUAAUUGCAGAACCCCAACUCUCCCGUUCUCCCCUCCCCCUCCUCGCUACCUCUUGCCAGGAAGGCUGGGAGUGAAGACCGUAAGCAAAAGAGACAGCAAAGGAUGAGAAUCUGGGUUACUGGGUGUUUCAGAGAAUCCCGCCCACAAUCUUCUCCAUUCCUAGACUCACGUCCGCAUGCGCUGCUCCUGGGCACCCCGGGGUCUUUUACUAGAUUAAUUUAUGGCCGGCCUGGGGCUGAAAAUAAACUACCAAAAAACUAAAUUACUGACAAAAAGCCUCACAAUGGAAGGGAAAAAAGAACUUCAAGAAAAAACAGGCCUGGAAAUUAAAAAUAAGGUUAACUACCUAGGGAUCUGGAUUUCAAAUAAAAGUAUAAAUAUAUGUGAGGAUGAUUCUAGUAAAGUAUGGAAAGAAUUUUUUAAAAAAAUAUAUGGAAACCUGGACCAAACUCCAUCUCUCACUCUGGGGAAGAGUCUCGGUUGUGAAAAUGAAUAUCCUCCCCAAAAUGAUUUUCUUAUUCCAAACAAUGCCCAUUUUAGGAGGAAUGAAUUGUUUUAAGGAGUGGAAAAGGGAAAUAUCUAGAUUUAUAUGGAGUGGAAAGAAACCGAGAAUUAAACACCAGUUAUUAACAGAUCAAAAGGAGAGAGGUGGUUUUGCAUUGCCAGAUUUGGAAUUCUACCAUGCGGCGGCAGGAUUGGUUUGGAUAAAAGACUGGAUUACACUAAAAGAUACGGACCUAUUAGACUUGGAAGGCCACGAGAAUCGGUCUGGAUGGCACGCUUCUUUAAUAUAUGGAAAAGUGAAGGUCCACAGGGGAUUUUUGAGCCAUGUGA